ACGCUUGUCCGCCAUUUUGAUACGUGCGAGGGGUGUUCUUUCUCUCCAAUCUAAAGCGAUUUCCUGCUCACUUCGACUGUAAACCUACUCUGGGCAGUUGUGAUAGACAGAAAAUGAUGGACUGGAGAAGCUAUGAAAUACCUGUGGACGAGCUGCCAACUUUCCACCCUGGGAACGAGGCAAGUAGCAGCGAGGACCCGGCAACAGACACAGGAAGACAGCAGGUCAAGGAAGAGGACAUUCUAUUGGAAGAAACGUACGGGGUAAACUACUAUUUCCAUCCUGCUUUACCGAGUCAAAUAGAGCAGACUGACCGGCCUGUGGUCAAAGAUACUGUGGACAAACUUUACAAAUAUGACCUGUGGGAUUAUUCUGCAGCAAAGAAAAUCCAUUUAGACAAUGACAUGGCCAAACUCACCGGAGACAAACCCUACAUUUGUCCAGAGUGUGGCUUUAGGGCAUCUGUAAGGUCUGGCCUAGCAGUGCAUAUGAGAAAACAUACCGGUGAGAAGCCAUACAAGUGUGACCAGUGUGACUAUUCUGCUGCACAGAAAGGCACUUUAGACCGGCACCUGGCUAGACAUACCGGUGAGAAACCAUACAAGUGUCACCAGUGUGACUAUUCUGCUGCACAGAAAGGCACCUUAGACCGGCACAUGACUAAACAUACAGGUGACAAACCCUACAUGUGUGGAGAGUGUGGCUUUAGGACAGCUUUUAUGUCUAGCCUAACUGUGCAUAUGAGAAAACAUACCGGUAACAAACCCUACAAGUGUGACCAAUGUGACUAUUCUGCUGCACAGAAAACUAAUUUAGACACACACAUGGUUAUUAACCACACUGGAGACAAACACUACAUGUGUUGGGAGUGUGGAUACAGGACAAUUGACAAUUCUCGCCUUACUAUUCAUAUGAGAAAACACACAGGUGAAAAACCUUACAAAUGUAACCAAUGUGACUAUGCUGCUUCAAGUAAAGUGACUUUAGAUAUGCACAUGGUUAAACACACUGGAGAAAAACCCUACAUGUGUAGGGAGUGUGAGUAUAGGACAGCUUCCAGGUCUAGCCUAUUUGUGCAUAUGAGAAAACAUACAGGUGAGAAACCCUACAAAUGUGACAAGUGUGACUAUUCUGCUACAUUGAAAUGUACCUUAGAUCGACACAUGGCUAAACACACCGGAGACAAACCCUACAUGUGUGAGGAGUGUGGUUACAAAACAGCUGACAGGUCUGACCUAACCAAACACAAGAGAAAACAUACGGGGGAAAGACCCUACAAGUGUGACCAGUGUGACUAUUCUGCUGCACAGAAAGUCAAUUUAGAUGUACAUAAGCUUACACACACUGGAGAGAAACCCUACAUGUGUUGGGAGUGCGAUUACAGGACGUUCACUAAGUCUCGUCUAACUCUACAUAUGAGAAAACAUACAGGUGAAAAACCCUACAAAUGUGACCAGUGUGACUAUUCUGCUGCACAGAAGAGGUAUUUAGACAAACACUUGGCUAAACACACUGCUGUGUGUGAGGGUAGUACUAGUGCGGAUGACAAAGUUACUUGUCCCGCGUAUGAAGAACCAUACAGGAAACAAAGCACACAAAGUGUUUGAAAAUGUCUGCCUUUUAGUCAAACAUAUAGGUAAAAAAUGUUACAAAUGGACAGAUAUGACCUCAUUGAUGUCACUAGAUCUUGACAUGAUUAAACAGUCAAAUAAUGUAUAAUAAACCCUACAUGUUUAUUGUGAUCGCAGACAACUUUUCCCUAUCUAAUCAUAAGACUUAAUUAAGAGCCAGCAUACAUUUGAAAACCCUUUCAAUAUGACUCACAUAUAUGUUAAAAUCCAUGCCAUUGUUUGUUUGAACCAAUCUUUAAAGUAACUCAUGUUUUGUAGCUGUUUGUAUUCUUAGGUUUGAUACUAUAGUGCAAAUAGAAUAAAAUGCUGAAACCGUUUUCAACUUGCUGCACAUGUUUGUGAUGUCACUGUAUGAAAUGGUAAGAGUUAUAAUACUUGCUUCGUUAUAUGUUGUGCUGAUAAUUUUCUACAUUAAUCAUAUUUUAGACAAGAUACUUAAAUAGUGAUGCUGCAUUAAUAAGUUUGUGACGAAGAAUUACACUCGCCAAAAUGAACACUACCGUCCUAAAAUCCAUGCCAUUGUUUGUUUGAACCAAUCUUUAAAGUAACUCAUAUAUUUUGUAGCUGUUUAUAUUCUUAGGUUUGAUACUGUAGUG
Messenger RNA from Branchiostoma belcheri (Belcher's lancelet), 2227 nucleotides. RefSeq names its product zinc finger protein 845-like. NCBI's taxonomy places the organism in Eukaryota, Metazoa, Chordata, Leptocardii, Amphioxiformes, Branchiostomatidae. Bases 114 to 1607 code for a protein of 497 amino acids. The record is from RefSeq and is a predicted model, not a curated record. The transcript has 2 exons. Gene Ontology annotation, cellular component: nucleus. Gene Ontology annotation, biological process: regulation of transcription by RNA polymerase II. Gene Ontology annotation, molecular function: RNA polymerase II transcription regulatory region sequence-specific DNA binding; DNA-binding transcription factor activity, RNA polymerase II-specific.